ACCAGCAGCAUAGGCCUACAUAACAGUGGCCAUAGGACUGUCUGUCACUGUGUAGAUUGAAGACGCAUCGGCAUACAAAAUAAAGGAAUACAGAAUAAAACAUAUAUUCUUGCAAAAUGUCUCGAGCGGCAGACAGACUGAAAGUGGUCUUCAAUCAUCUAGAUCGACCAUCUUCUUUUGUUCAAGCAUCUUCUACCUCUGGCCAAAACGUUGCCUACUAUCAACCACAAGCACUGAGGUAUUCCUUUGACAAUGAUCUGCUGAGCACUGAGCAGAGAAUCUCCUAUGAGGAGAAUGGCUUCCUCCUUAUCAAGGGCCUGGUGUCUGGGGAGGACAUUGACAGAUUCAGGGUGGCGUUUGAGCGGAUAUGCCGUCGGGAGGUGCAGGUCCCGGGGCUGGUGGUGAUGAGGGACGUGUCCAUCGCCAAGUCAGAGUUCGUCCCUGACCAGAAGGCCAUCUCCAAGCUGCAGGACUUCCAGGAAGACACUGAGCUAUUCCGCUACUGUAGACUGCCUCAGAUCCUGAAUUAUGUGGAGUGUUUCACUGGUCCCAACAUCAUGGCCAUGCACACCAUGCUGAUCAACAAGCCCCCAGACAAAGGUAAUAAGACGUCUCGCCACCCCAUGCACCAGGACCUGCACUAUUUUCCAUUCCGUCCGGCGGACCGCAUCGUGUGUUCCUGGACCGCCAUGGAGAAAGUUCACCGCCAGAACGGCUGCCUGGUGGUCCUGCCUGGUUCUCACCACGGCACCCUCAAAGAACACGACUACCCAGAGUGGGAGGGCGGGAUCAAUAAGAUGUACCACGGUGUCCGUGACUAUGACCCCAAUCAUCCCAGGUUGCACCUGGAGAUGGAGAAAGGAGACACAGUGUUCUUCCACCCUCUAUUGAUCCACGGAUCUGGAAUGAACCAGACGCAGGGCUUCCGCAAGGCCAUCUCCUGCCACUAUGCCAGUGCUGACUGCUACUACAUUGACGUGAGGGGAACCACCCAGGAGAACAUAGGGCAGGAGGUGAAAGAGAUCGCAGCAAGGAAAUAUGCUGUAGAUGACGUCACAUUUGAGGAUACCUGGGCUGUAAGGGGCCGUCUGGUGCAAGGGGAUAGGACCAAUCUGUGAGAAAGCCCGCCCACCGCAGUGUGAUGGUCACUCACCACUAACAACCUGCCAAUCAAAGGAGAUUGAAAAGAGUUGACAAAUCUACCAGCCAAUAAACUGAGACUCAGUGACGGGAGUAAUGUAUUCAUUAGGUGAGAGAGAUUGUCCAAGAGUCCAGUCAGGGAUGUUUGCUGGGUGUGUUUAACGUAUUAAACUAAAGGGACGUUAAUUGCAGUUAAAUAUUGAUUGAAGUGAUCAUCUUCUGCCUAACAAUAAAGCACUUACUGUGUGGUGGACUAGAGUGAGAGGAGCAGAGGUAGAAUGUGUGAGAGAGAGAGAGAGAGAGAGAGAGAGAGAGAGAGAGAGAGAGAGAUAGACUGGGAGUGUGUACGAGAGAGGUGAGUGGAUGAAGGUGAAUAGGAGGCUAUUUCUGUUAUGAAUAUGAGUAUGUUUUAGUACACUUUGGAAACCAGGUACUCAGGGUGUCACUUUGUAGACCAGUCCGCCAUGAAAUACCAGUAACCUUGAUGCCUUAAUAUAACAGAAUCCUAGUUGUAUUUUACAUCACCGCCUUAACAAUCAAAUCUAUGCUGCUUUUAAUGAGUGUAAUGAGUACUUAUGUUUAAAACCGGUUUGUAAAUUAGUUUAUAUGUGAUUUCCUUUCAUUAUUGUCGAUGUGACUGGCAAUAAACGGACUCAGAAUCAA
This is a messenger RNA of Coregonus clupeaformis (lake whitefish), 1803 nucleotides long. Its product is annotated as phytanoyl-CoA dioxygenase, peroxisomal-like. The transcript is spliced from 9 exons. The record is from RefSeq and is a predicted model, not a curated record. Gene Ontology annotation, biological process: fatty acid alpha-oxidation. Lineage: Eukaryota; Metazoa; Chordata; Actinopteri; Salmoniformes; Salmonidae. Gene Ontology annotation, molecular function: phytanoyl-CoA dioxygenase activity. The coding region runs from base 117 to 1118 and encodes 333 amino acids.